This is a messenger RNA of Balaenoptera acutorostrata (minke whale), 3642 nucleotides long. RefSeq names its product RAS protein activator like 1 (gene RASAL1). Gene Ontology annotation, molecular function: GTPase activator activity. The coding region runs from base 182 to 2623 and encodes 813 amino acids. NCBI's taxonomy places the organism in Eukaryota, Metazoa, Chordata, Mammalia, Artiodactyla, Balaenopteridae. The transcript has 21 exons. Gene Ontology annotation, biological process: negative regulation of Ras protein signal transduction; cellular response to calcium ion; intracellular signal transduction. The record is from RefSeq and is a predicted model, not a curated record.
CCUAUCCUUUCUCCUCCUUCGGAAACCUCUCGCUCAGCUACCCGCGUGUCGGACAGGCGACGCUGGGAUCCCGGGACAGGGUGCCAGGCUCGCUGUUGGCGACAUGUAGACGCCCUCCCCGCCGCGGUACAGCCUCAGAACCUGGACGCCCUCCUGGCCGGAAAGUUUGGGGCUGGGCGCCAUGGCCAAGAGCAGCUCCCUGAACGUCCGCGUCGUGGAGGGCCGGGCGCUGCCCGCCAAGGACGUGUCUGGGAGCAGUGACCCCUACUGCAUAGUGAAAGUGGACGACGAAGUGGUGGCCAGGACAGCCACCAUCUGGCGAAGCCUGAGCCCCUUCUGGGGGGAGGAGUACACAGUGCACCUGCCCCUGGAUUUCCACCAGCUGGCCUUCUAUGUGCUGGACGAGGAUACCGUGGGGCACGACGACAUCAUAGGCAAGAUCUCACUGAGCAGGGAGGCCAUUGCAGCUGACCCCCGAGGAAUUGAUAGCUGGAUCAACCUGAGCCAUGUGGACCCUGAUGCAGAGGUGCAGGGUGAGAUCUGCCUGGCCGUGCAGAUGCUGGAGGAUGUGAGGGGCCGUUGUCUUCGCUGUCAUGUGCUCCAGGCCAGGGACCUGGCCCCCCGAGACAUCUCCGGCACAUCUGACCCAUUUGCACGUGUGUUUUGGGGCAGCCAGAGCUUGGAGACUUCGACCAUCAAGAAGACUCGCUUCCCACACUGGGAUGAGGUGCUGGAGCUGCGGGAGAUGCCAGGUUCCCCAUCCCCGCUGCGGGUGGAGCUCUGGGACUGGGACAUGGUUGGCAAGAAUGACUUCUUGGGCAUGGUGGAGUUCCCCCCGCAGGUCCUACAGCAGAACCCGCCCAAUGGCUGGUUCCACCUCCUGCCCUUUCCCAGAGCGGAGGAGGAUUCUGGGGGAAGCCUGGGUGCCCUGCGGCUGAAGGUACGCCUGACCGAGGACCGCAUCCUGCCCUCCCAGUACUACCAGCCACUCAGGGAGUUGCUCAUGGCGUCUGUGCUGGGGCCGGCAGAGGAAGAUGCUGCCAGCCCCCUGGCUGUCCUGGAGGAGCUGACCUCGGGGGACUGCCGCCAGGAGCUUGCCACCAAGCUGGUGAAGCUCUUUCUUGGCCAGGGCCUGGCUGGGCCCUUUCUGGACUAUCUCACCCGGCGUGAGGUGGCACGGACCACUGACCCCAACACUCUCUUCCGUUCUAACUCCCUGGCAUCCAAGUCAAUGGAACAGUUUCUGAAGCUCGUGGGCAUGCCCUACCUGCACGAGGUCCUGAGGCCAGUGAUUAACCGCGUCUUCGAGGAGAGGAAGUACAUGGAGCUGGACCCGUGCAAGAUGGACCUGGGCCGCACCAGGAGAAUCUCCUUCAAGGGUGCGCCGUCCGAGGAGCACGUGCGGGAGGUCAGCCUGGGGCUGCUGACGGGCUACCUGGGGCCCAUCAUGGAUGCCAUUGUGGGCUCCGUGGGGCGCUGCCCGCCCGCCAUCUGCCUCGCCUUCAAGCAGCUACGCCAUUGCGUGGAGGAGCGCUUUCCCCAGGCAGAGCACGAGGAUGUGAAGAACCUGGCCAUAAGUGGCUUUCUCUUCCUGCGAUUCUUCGCUCCUGCCAUCCUCACCCCGAAGCUGUUUGACCUCCGGGACCAGCACGCAGAUCCCCAGACCAGCCGUUCACUGCUGCUGCUUGCCAAGGCUGUGCAGAGCAUUGGAAACCUGGGCCAGCAGCUGGGCCAGGGCAAGGAGCUGUGGAUGUCGCCCCUACACCCCUUCCUGCUGCAGAGUAUUUCGCGUGUGAGAGACUUCCUGGACCAGCUGGUGGAUGUGGAUGGGAAGGAGGAGCCUGGGGGCCCAGCCAGGGCCCUGGUCCCGCCCUCGGUGACCGUUCGAGAAGGCUACCUGCUCAAGCGCAAGGAAGAGCCCUCUGGCCUGGCCACACGCUUUGCGUUCAAGAAGCGCUACUUCCGGCUCAGCGGGGAGAUGCUCUCCUACUCCAGGAAUCCUGAGUGGCAGACGCGCUCCUCCAUCCCGGUGUCGCACAUCCGCGCCGUGGAGCGCGUGGACGAGGGCGCCUUCCAGCUGCCGCACGUGAUGCAGGUGGUGACGCAGGACGGCGCGGGAGCGCUGCACACCACCUACCUCCAGUGCAAGAACGUGAACGAGCUCAACCAGUGGCUAUCGGCCCUGCGCAAGGCCAGCGCCCCCAAUCCGGACAAGCUGGCCGCCUGCCACCCCGGUGCGUUCCGCAGCGCGCACUGGACCUGCUGCCUCCAGGCCGAGCGCUCAGCUGCCGGUUGCAGCCGCACGCACUCAGCCGUCACCCUGGGCGACUGGAGUGACCCACUGGAUCCCGAUGCUGAGACCCAAAUGGUGUAUCGGCAGUUGCUUCUAGGGCGGGACCGGCUCAGGAUGAAAUUCCUGGAGGAUUCCAACCUGGUUACGACUCCCGAGGCAGACACAGAGAAGGGCUCCAGUGCCACGGAAGGGGCCUGUCCUGAUGCCCUGGCUCACCAGAGAGAGGCAGCUGCCCGUCUGCUGGAGGUGCUCGCAGACCUGGAUCAAGCCCACGAGGAGUUCCAGCAUCAGGAGCAGCGGAAGGUGGCCCCAGGCCCCCUGAGGCCCUGAGGACAUGCCAGAGCCAGCCUGGAGGGAGGCGGAAAGAGCCGGUGGGCCCUUCUCAGCGUCCCCUGGCCCAGGAGUCUCCUCGUGGCUGUCUGGUACCUCGUUGAUGCUGUGGCUUGCAGGCUCCUGGAGAUAUCCUAAUCCCAUGUGUCCUAAGCCCAGAACCCAGGCAUGGAAACCCUUGGGCAGGGGACCAGCCUUGCACUGAAUGAGUCUUACCCUCUGGGUUGAGGCACUCUGGAGUGGAUGGAAUAAGGAACCUGACCCACUUGUCUCAGCCUGAGGUUUCUGCUUCACAGGACUGGCCUCUAGCCACACUGACAUGGCCAGCCCUGAGCUGCUGGCCCUGAGCUGCUGGAUACAGCUGUACCUGAAUCCCUGAUGCCCAUGUGGCCUUGUUGCCCCAGAUAGGCACUAAACAGGCUCAGCCCUUCCUGUUUUCAUGUCUGCCAAUCCCUGUAGCCACGUUGAUCCUCCUGAACCCUGUCCUUGGCCGAGAAUCCUAACCACAAGCCUCCAGAAUCAGGUGCCCUCAGGAAUAACUGAGGCUGAGAGCCCAGCGUGCGUGACCCAGACCCUUGGGAGACUUUGGACCAGGCUCUUUCCCUCUCUUUGAGCCUCAGUUUACCCUGUAUAAAAUGAGGAGGGAGUGAGUCUAGAUGUGUGGUUUUCAAAAUGGGUUCCAUGGGGGUAGCGUGGGAGCCAGGGAGGGAUUUCUCAGACUGUGAUUCAAAGCCCACCCUCAGGUUGUCUGCUAGAAAUGCAGAUUCCUGGGACCGCCCCCAGAUCUGAAUCAGAAUCUGAGGGAGCGUGAGGGCAGGAAUCAGGGUUUUAAACAAGUUCCACAGGUGGUGUGGAUGCACAUGAGAUUUGAGGACCAUGGGGCUGGGUGAUUUUGUACAUUGAGGUGAGAUUUUGUUUGAGAAUUAAUCACAGAAGGUAAAAUGUUUGGGAACACCAAACUGGCAGAAUUGGGCCUCCAAAACCUCAUUUCCAGUUUUGUGUGACUAGAGCGUAGGACA